Messenger RNA from Gloeophyllum trabeum ATCC 11539, 749 nucleotides. RefSeq lists its product as uncharacterized. The record is from RefSeq and is a predicted model, not a curated record. NCBI's taxonomy places the organism in Eukaryota, Fungi, Basidiomycota, Agaricomycetes, Gloeophyllales, Gloeophyllaceae. The transcript is spliced from 4 exons. Bases 93 to 662 code for a protein of 189 amino acids.
CGUACAGCUUGCAGAUUUAUAACGGUACCUUCCCUAACCCUCGCCUGGCACGUCAGUCUGUCGCUGGCUUAACCAAAUCUGGAACAGUCGCUAUGAAACAGGGCUCAUUGAAGUCACCUCUCGAAGGAUACGAGAACGCUGAGCCUUUGCCAAACACUAUCAAUCCGGAUGGCAAAUCACUCUACAAUCCUCCUGCACCGGAUCGCAAGUUGUCCUCUUCAUACACAGAAUUCCCUCCUCCCAUCGAUUCCUCGAACAAUGGAUUCGACUUCCACAUAUACUAUAUGCAAAGCGUACCCGAGGAAAUGCAGUACGCCAAAGAGCUGCAUGAACGUAUCCGUCGGGAGUUCCCUGAAUUAAGAAUCUACAAAUUCUGGGACAAGCCGGUCGGCCCCCACCCGGUCGCCAUGUUCGAGGUGAACACGUUCACGCCCCAUCAGACUGGUGCGUUCUUCUCAUGGCUCACUGUUUGGCGCGGUCCUUGCUCAGUUCUGAUUCACCCUACCACGGACAGUCCGUACAAGGACCACACAGAGCUCAUGAGCUGGAUGGGGAGACCUUGGCCCUUGUACACUGAGCCAUUGAAGAAGAUGGCGGGCCGAGGAACGGUUGGCCGUCUUGAAAGCGUCCAAAGUUCGGUUGCGAAUGGUGCAGCUCGCUAGCAGCCAUGUCCUCAGUCCUAGCUACAGUAGUGUCUUUUCAACGCUGGGUAUCGAAGCAGCUGCUGGGGCAGCGGAGCUCCGCCUCCG